Clonostachys solani is the source of this 1860-nucleotide messenger RNA. NCBI's taxonomy places the organism in Eukaryota, Fungi, Ascomycota, Sordariomycetes, Hypocreales, Bionectriaceae. The record is from the annotation of a GenBank genome assembly.
AUGGAGCCUAUUUCGUCAAGUCCGCUAUCUUCGGUAGCCUCAGCCCCAGACUCAGAGUUCUCGUCGCCACUCUCACGGCUCUCCAAAACACCAUCGUUACCCAACUCCCCCGAUAACAGCAUCGUCAUGUCGCAAGACCCUGCCAAUCGCUACCCUUCGCCCAUGUCGACGACUCCCUCUUCCGGAACCCAAACACCGAGCAAAUUAGAGUCUUCCUCCCGCGCUGGGAGUAGGCCACCCCCAUCCAACGCAGAUUUACCAGUCGAGGAUAGACCCCCGCCUGCAAAAAAGCGUAGAGUUGCUGCGCCGCCCAAAGUACGAACCACCGAAUACCUUGAUCUCAGCAAGCCCGACCCGGAGUUUUCCGCCGAUGACGAGACCCUGCGGCAAAGGCUGGUCACCGCCCUAAAGAAGAAGAAGAAAAUUGUGGUCAUUGCAGGCGCCGGUAUUUCUGUAUCUGCCGACAUCCCCGACUUCCGCUCCUCCACCGGUCUGUUCGCGGCCCCAGGGUCGCAAAACCAGAAGAUGAGGGCAUCUGGAAAGCACUUGUUUGAUGCCUCCGUCUACAAACAUGAUGCAUCAACCCAAUCUUUCCACACAAUGGUUCGUGAGAUGGCUGAAAUGGCCAACAGGGCCAAGCCCACACCAUUCCAUCAAAUGCUGGCUUCCCUCGCUCAGGAAGGACGACUCCUUAGGCUCUACACUCAAAACAUUGACUGCAUUGAUACCUCAAUGAAGCCGCUCGCUACCCAAGUACCCCUUAACCCGAAAGGUCCCUGGCCCAAAUCUAUUCAAAUGCAUGGCGGGCUGGAGAAAAUGGUAUGUACUAAAUGCGGCGAUCUUAGCCCAUUCCGAGGCGAGGUUUUCGAUGGACCUGAAGCCCCCUUAUGUGCGGCCUGCGAGGAAUUGGAGAGUGUGCGCGUUGAGUACGCUAAAAAGCGAGGCCGCGGCAUUGGUCGACUCCGACCGCGCUUUGUGCUCUACAAUGAGUACAACCCGGAUGAGGAAGCCAUCGGCAAUGUCUGCCGCGCAGACCUCAAGACACGACCUGAUGCUGUUCUCGUUGUUGGCACGAGUCUCAAGGUCCCCGGCACACGACGAUUGGUCAAGGAGAUGUGCCAGGUCACCCGUGGUCGAAGGGAUGGAUUCACAGCCUGGAUCAACGUCGAUUCGGAGCCUAAGGGGGCCGAGUUUAAGGACUGCUGGGAUGUUGUUGUGCGCUCCAAGUGCGAUGUGAUUGCGAGAGAAGUCGCCCUCCCUCCGUGGGAUUGCACCCUCGGUGAUGAUUAUAAGGUGUCUCCCGAGGAGCACCAGGAGAACGAGAAGCGAUGGAACACGCCUGCACUGAGCCCCAAAUUCGAGGUCCACGUGCCUGUUGUUAAGCCUAAGGCGAUGGAGGAGGUUGCGGCUAUGCCGACACCUGUUUCCAGCCCUGGGAGGUCUGCCGAGCCACAACUUGCCAAGAAGACAAAGCAGAGCAAAUUGGCAUUUGGUGCUGCUUCUCAGGCCUCGAAGAAACCUACCAAGGCUACGAAGCCUCGUGUUCGCAAGCUAAAGAAGGCUAGCAACAAGGACGCCUCCUCCAACACAAUGCUUGACAGUUUCAGGUCCGUUAAGAAUGUUAUCGACCGGCCGGGCAAACCCGCUGCGAAAUUACUGGACAAGGAUUUCAUCGAAGUGCUACCCCUUCAGCCAUCAACAGGCGACAACAUCAUUAUUAAGCAGGAGGUGACCAUUAAGGGGUCAGAUGAGAUUGGCUUUGACCAACCGACAACACCGGAGCACAAGCGCCUACAUUUCAAAGAAACGAUAUCUCCUAAAUCACUCCCCAAGGGAAUGGGACGUCUGAUUGAUGUAUGA